GCUACUUUUUCUUAUCCACAUUGCAAAUACCCUUAUUUCAUAUGAAGUGAAACAAGAAAUAUUGGAAGCUGAAAUAUCGAUUUGAUUAUUUUUGGUGAAGACUACAAGUCCCACGAUGCCUUGGCUUAGAAGGUCUCACUACGUCAGACCACGACGGUCGUAAACUACAAAAUCUGUAGCUUUACGCAUCGACAAGGAGAGUGCUCUCGUUGAACUACACCUACCAGAUAGCAUUGCGAAUAACCCGGAAGUGAGUUGUUAUUGCUACAGCUGUAUAACACGAAUUGCAUAGAAGGGCUUCUACGAGAAAUAAUCAUGAAUGUGGUUCUUGCUGUUAAGCAGUAUGUGUCUAAGAUGAUAGAGGACAGUGGACCCGGUAUGAAGGUUUUGUUGAUGGACAAGGAGACGACGAGCGUGGUCAGCAUGGUGUAUACGCAGUCUGAGAUCCUACAGAAGGAGGUGUAUUUGUUUGAACGCAUAGAUUCAGGCAACAGAGAGAACAUGAAGCACUUAAAAGCCAUAUGUUUUCUUCGGCCAACUAAGGAAAAUGUAGAAUACCUAAUCAAGGAGCUGCGAAGACCUAAGUACAGCGUUUAUUUUCUCUACUUCAGCAAUGUGAUCAGUAAAAGUGAUGUGAAGUCAUUAGCUGAGGCAGACGAGCAGGAGGUUGUGUCAGAAGUUCAGGAAUUCUAUGGUGAUUAUAUUGCUGUCAACCCGCACGUGUUUUCCCUGAACAUUCAGAGCUGCUAUCAGGGCAGGAAUUGGGAUCCCAUUCAGCUGUCGAGAGCAACACAAGGACUGACUGCUCUUUUGCUGUCUCUUAAGAAGUGCCCCAUGAUCCGGUAUCAGCUGUCAUCUGACAUGGCUAAGCGACUGGCAGAGGGAGUUAAGCAAGUCAUCACAAAAGAGUAUGAGCUGUUUGACUUCCGUCGGACAGAGGUGCCCCCUUUGCUGCUGGUCCUUGAUCGCUGUGACGAUGCUAUAUCCCCACUGCUAAAUCAGUGGACGUACCAAGCCAUGGUCCAUGAGUUACUGGGGAUAAACAACAAUCGUAUUGACCUGUCCCGGGUACCUGGUAUCAGUAAAGAUCUGAAGGAAGUCGUGUUGUCUGCUGAAAACGACGAGUUCUACGCCAAUAACAUGUAUCUGAACUUUGGGGAGAUUGGAACCAACAUCAAAAACCUGAUGGAAGAUUUCCAGAAGAAGAAGCCCAAAGAACAGCAGAAGCUGGAGUCCAUCUCAGACAUGAAGGCUUUUGUGGAGAAUUAUCCCCAGUUUAAGAAGAUGUCUGGCACAGUGUCCAAGCAUGUCACCGUGGUAGGAGAGCUGUCCCGCCUGGUCAGUGAGAGGCAUCUAAUGGAGGUAUCGGAGGUGGAGCAGGAGCUGGCUUGCCAGAACGACCACUCCAGUGCAUUACAGAAUAUAAAGCGACUAAUGCAGAACCAGAGGGUGUCGGAGGUAGAUGCUACCAGGCUGGUCAUGCUGUACGCUUUGCAUUAUGGGAAACACAGUAGCAGUGCUCUUCCGAGUCUCCUUACUGACCUCAGGAACAAAGGUGUGUCCGACAAGAACCGAAGGCUGGUUUCUGCAAUGGCGGAAUUUGGUGGUAAAAGGGCACGAGGCAAUGAUCUCUUUAACCCAAAGGAUGCGGUAGCCAUCACCAAGCAGUUCUUCAAAGGAUUAAAGGGAGUAGAGAAUGUUUACACUCAACAUCAACCACUUCUUCUUGACACUUUGGAUCAGCUUAUUAAAGGAAAACUGAAAGACAGUUUGUACCCUUACCUGGGACCAAGCACAUUGAGAGACAGGCCUCAAGAUAUAAUUGUAUUCAUGGUUGGAGGAGCCACAUAUGAAGAAGCUUUCACAGUAUAUAACCUUAAUCGCACUACACCUGGAGUCCGUAUUGUGUUGGGAGGGACGACUAUUCACAACACCAAAAGUUUCCUGGAGGAAGUUCAGAGUGCCGGCCUCCAUAGCCGUGUUUCAGAAAGUUCUCAGGGAGCAGUGAGGUCAUCAGUCAGGCGAUGAAGAUUACCAGCCUCUGUGUGGGAGACUGCGUCAUCCUGUGUACAUGAAUGACUUACCACAUGGUUAUUCCAUGUCAUUUUAUGAGUUGUGUUUGUUGUUCUUAUGUCCUCUCCCUGGAGAGAGAAUCUUGAUGUGUGCUCAAAACCAGGAAAAUCCAGCUUUACAAAUGGCAUUUAUCACCAAUACAUACAGGAUCAAGACGUAAACAAGCGAGCCAAUCAUUUCUUAAGGCAAAAAAAAUUCAUUGUUAAGAAGACAUUAUUUCUAUUUAUAUCUUUUCUUUUUUUUUCCUUUCUUUUUUUGAGGGAGUGUUGAAUUCAACACUAAACCAGCAUUAUUCUACAUUAAAUUAAAAAAAAAUA
Bombina bombina (fire-bellied toad) is the source of this 2390-nucleotide messenger RNA. It is a transcript of the gene VPS45, whose product is annotated as vacuolar protein sorting 45 homolog. The record is from RefSeq and is a predicted model, not a curated record. Gene Ontology annotation, cellular component: Golgi membrane. NCBI's taxonomy places the organism in Eukaryota, Metazoa, Chordata, Amphibia, Anura, Bombinatoridae. The coding region runs from base 316 to 2028 and encodes 570 amino acids. Gene Ontology annotation, biological process: vesicle-mediated transport; intracellular protein transport. The transcript has 16 exons.